Molecule: messenger RNA, 450 nt
Organism: Tetrahymena thermophila SB210
Lineage: Eukaryota; Ciliophora; Oligohymenophorea; Hymenostomatida; Tetrahymenidae
Exons: 1
Source: RefSeq, a predicted model, not a curated record
AUGUAAAUAUAUGAAAUAAAGUUAAAAAACUUGAAUAAUUAUUAGCUAAAACAGAAGAUUCUAAUCAUUAAUAAGAAUAAAAUCAAAAAAGAAAGUUUUCUGGUUCAGAAAAGGAAAUUGUUAAAUUAUUAGUAAAUUGAAUAACUCAUGUUAAAUUCAACCACAAUAGUAAUAGCAAAAAUAAAAUUUUACAAACAAAAACAAAUUUUUAAUUAAAAGUUUGAUUCUUUUAUUUAAAACCUUUCAAUAUAAUUAUCAUAAAAAAAGAGAGAUAUUGCUGAUCUACAAUUAAAUUUAGCAGAUAAAGAAGUUUAAAUAUCAUAACUCUAAUUAAAAAAUAAUAUCUAAUAACUUUAAAAUGAAUAAAUGAAGUAGCAGCUUAAAAAGGUAUUAAGUAUUAUUGAAAACUUUUAGCUAUUCUCUAACAAUUUCGUAAAGUUAAGACAAUGA